Pantherophis guttatus is the source of this 3255-nucleotide messenger RNA. The record is from RefSeq and is a predicted model, not a curated record. NCBI's taxonomy places the organism in Eukaryota, Metazoa, Chordata, Lepidosauria, Squamata, Colubridae.
UGGCAGGGAGGGGCGCAGCUAUCAUUUUAGGCGAGAAGAUCUGGCUCCUGCGCCAGAAGCCUGGGCCUGUCUCUGAGUCCGCGGAGCAGAGAUUGGAAAGGUAGAGAAGGAGCCCCGGGACUCCUUUGGGCAGCGUCAGUUGGCUAGGGAGGUCCGGGAUAGCGGCGGGGAUUUAGCUCGGGAUGGGAAGCCUCCUUCUGGUGGUUGAUCAGCUUUCCUUGCCAGGCUUCCCGGCCCAAUAGUAGUUACUUUGCACUCUGGCUUGGCGGCUGUCGGUGGAUGGCCAGGCAGGAGAGAAGACUUAAUGCAGGUAAAACGGUAAACCCCAAAAAGGGAGGGGAUGAAAUGGGGAUCUCUCGCCUAGAAGCUCUUGCUGGACACCUGUUGUUUUUAUUUAAUCGCUGCAUAGAAGUGCAAGCAGGCAGAUGCAGGUGAUUGCCUCAUGGCCACAAUUAACCAUUGGGAUGAACAUCAUUCAUCCAGCAUUGUGUAACGUGGACCAACAUUUUAGUGAACUUAGUGUAUGCAAUGAUUGCUGGAGUAACAUCCCCGGUGGCUGAAUUCUUCUGACCACAGAACAUAUACAGCAGUGAUGAUAGCAGUAGAGAUAUCUUCAGCAAUGUUAUCCCUUGAUUGAAGAGAUCGACUGUAUUUGAAAACUUACAGAAAGCUUUGUCCAUUCUACACAAUUCAACAGUAUUUGACGUGAUUUUUUUUUGUCAUCGGUAUGAAGAGGAUCAAGGAGACAGUUAAAUAUGAAAAUCUUCAAAUGCUAGAAAGAAAGAAAAAGCAAAAAACUGGUUUUUAUAGCUCAAUGUUUGCUGCAUCUCAUGCUUUCAACUUGAUUGACUGGGGAAACCUGCCAAUCCAUAUAGUAUUGCAAAUCUUUCAGUAUCUGCCUCUUGUUGAUCGUGCUCGGGCAUCUUCAGUCUGCCGAAGAUGGAAUGAAGUAUUUCAUAUUCCUGAUCUUUGGAGAAAGUUUGAAUUUGAACUUAAUCAGCCUGCUACAUCUUACUUGAAGUCUACUCAUCCUGAUCUUAUUCAGCAGAUUAUCAAGAGACAUGCUAAUCAUUUGCAGUAUGUAAGCUUCAAGGUUGACAGUAGUACCGAGUCUGCAGAAGCAGCGUGUGAUAUUCUUUCUCAGCUGGUGAAUUGUUCUAUCAAGACACUUGGCUUAAUUUCAACAGCAAAGCCAAGUUUCAUGGACGUUUCUAAGGCUCAUUUUGUAUCAGCGCUGACAGUAGUGUUCAUCAAUUCUAAGUCAUUAUCUUCCAUUAAGAUUGAAGAUACACCAGUAGAUGAUCCAUCCUUGAAGGUUCUUGUUGCUAACAAUAGUGAUACUUUAAAAUUGCUUAAAAUGAGCAGCUGCCCUCAUGUGUCACCUGCUGGAAUUCUUUGUGUUGCUGACCAGUGUCACGGCCUUAGGGAGUUGGCUCUUAACUACCAUCUACUAAGUGAUGAACUGUUGCUGGCUCUUUCAAGUGAGAAGCAUGUUAACCUGGAACAUCUCCGUAUAGAUGUUGUAAGUGAGAAUCCUGGACAGACUGAAUUUCACACCAUCAAAAAGCAAAGCUGGGAUGCGCUGAUUAAGCACUCCCCUAAAGUCAACAUUGUGAUGUACUUCUUCCUAUAUGAGGAAGAGUUUGAUGUAUUCUUCAGAGAGGAAACUCCUGUAACUCAUCUUUACUUUGGCCGUGCAGUAAGUAAAUCAAUGCUUGGCCGCAUUGGAUUGAACUGCCCAAGGCUUAUUGAAUUGGUUGUCUGUGCUAAUGGUCUUCAGCCUUUGGAUGAUGAACUCAUUCGCAUUGCUGAACGCUGUAAGAAUUUAACUGCCAUGGGACUUGGUGAAUGUGAAGUUACCUGUCGAGGCUUUAUUGAGUUUGUAAAGAUGUGUGGAGGCAGACUCACAGAACUGUCCAUUAUGGAAGAAGUGCUCAUUCCAGAUAGUGACUACAAUCUGGAUCAAAUUCAUUCUGAAGUUUCCAAACAUCUUGGAAGAAUGUGGUUCCCUGAUAUGAUGCCUACGUGGUAAACUAAUCAAGCCAUAAGACUCUACUGGUCAGACCUGGCUGUACAGGAUGUUGAUUUCUAUGCAAAUAAGGAAUUCUGAACCUGAGAUGUAAUAGUGAAUUAUUGUUUUCAGUACUUAAUUAUGUAGUGGCAAUACCAUGCCCCUUGAGAAAUGGAAUAUGGACUGUACUGAAGUAUAUAGAUUGGAAGUACAUCUCUUAAAUAUUAAGUGCUUAGAGUAUUCUCCAAUUCAUUAGAAUAAUUUAAAAUUAUGUCUUCAAUUGUCACGGACAUCAUCUAGUGCAAAGUACUACAGUGCUAGUAUUGUAUCUGAUACAAUUGGCUUUCUUUGGUGUCCCAAAUUUUAAACUAAAGCUUGUUUUUCCUUUUCCUCUAAUGAAAACUGAUGGCAAUGUACAAACUUGUAAAAAGCAGCAGUAACACUAUUAGAACUGUGGCAAAUGUAUGACUGUGCUACAAAAGCUAGUGUUAUAAAAAAAUCUGCCUAAACAUUCUGUAUAACAAUAACAAUCUGCUUCUUGGCUGCAAAUUGCAGGAAUGUAAAACUCCAGAUAUUGGGGUUCUGUUACUGACAUGUUAGUGGAAGAGAAGUAUAGAUCUGAGAAUUAAGAGUUCAGAAGAAAGGGGAAGAGUCUGUAUCCACUGAUGAACCUGUUAAAUUUCAAUCUUGUAAUUUGCCUUACUGAAUUACUGAAAGUAACAAUUGUUGUUAAAUGAGAAGAACAUACUUGAACAAUUCUCUAAAGUUCAGAUAAAGCUAUCAGUAUAUUAUAAUCAUUCUGCAUUAUGGAAAGAUCUAGCAAUUUAAUUGUUAGUAUUUAAAACAAACCCAAGUAAAGUCAUCUCACCAUUUUUUUUCAGUGAACAGUUUUGUAAUAACCAGAUCAUAAUGCUGUGUAUAAAAUAAUGUCAGAAUGUUGAUGUACAUGUACAAAAAUAAAGAAGUCUAUGACAUUAAUGUAUUUUUAUUACUAUCACAUAUAUUAACAGAUAUUUAUCCAGGUGAUAAAUCUAAAACAUUAAUAGGUAUAAAAUAAAAAUAAAAACUAUAUAUCCCCUACAGUUAAGAGUUAAGAUGUAUCAAAUCAAAAUACAUACCUUUACAUUUGAAAUAGUUGAUACAGAAAUAAAAUUAAAUUAUGCUCCUUAUUUAUUUAUUUGUUUGUUUAUUUAUUUAUUUAUAAUGUAACUGCAAUCUGUCAAAUAAACAAUGUCACCUUGUGG